CCUCUGGUCCUGACACUCACACACACACACACACUUUCCGGUGGAGAGUCUGCAGUGUGCUGCCAGUCUUUGAGCUGGAGAGACACUCAGACGACACACACAAGAGAAAACUCUUAAAAACAAACUUUGAUCGCAACUUCCCUGCAUUAUUUUUUUUUUUACUGCCGUGAAUGCAAACAGAAGGCCUGCUUUUGCUUUUCUUAUUUCCUCUGAGGAUGGAUUUAUUUCAACAGAAAGCUGCGAUGCUUCCACUCUACCUCUUGGCUUUUGCUGCCACCGUCCAGGCCCACAACCAGCUGUUGCCAGGCUCCUGCAACUUUGAGUCCGACACCUGCGGAUACACGUCAGAUGCAGACUUUACCAGCUGGAACCUGCACAAAGAUGGUCAUUUUAUGGCAGUGGACGCAGUCAUGACUGAUGACCAGGAUACGGCGAUAGGUGCAGAUGCUGAGCGACAGGGGGAGGUCACAGGGGUCCUGCUGAGCCCUGCCAUGGAGCAGAGUGAGUGGAGCUGCCUCAGGCUAGUCUACCAGAUCACCGGGUCUGGCAGCCUUGAGGUCCUGCAGCGCACAGAGGGGAAGAGCUUCGACAAGCCGCUGUGGAGCAGCCAGGAGCCCUCUGACAGCUGGGUUAUCUCAAGCAUGGACCUGCAGAACACUACUGAGCCCUACAGGGUUGUCAUCGAAGGUAAACCUGGACGGAGCGCUGGGAGCAGCGUGGCCAUCUUUGAGAUCCACAUAAGCCCCGGAUACUGUCUGGAGUGUGAUUUCGAGGAGUCUCACCUGUGUGGAUACAGUAAUCAGUGGAACGCCAACGUGAACUGGUAUGUGGGAGGAGGCGGGACCCAGGUGGUUAACAACAACAUAAAUGACCACACAUACAACAACAAGACAGGUCACUUGAUGUACGUGGACUCCAUCUACGCCAAGACUUUCAAAGAAGUGGCCAAGCUUGUGUCUCCCAUGACGACGGUGCCCAUGUCCGGCUGCCUGAGUUUUCAGUACCAGCGAAGCGAGGAGAGAGGGAACCUGUUCUCUGUUUACACCAGGGACCGACUGGGUCAGUACCAGGAGCUGUGGAAGGCGGGAACAGAGAGCCACAGUGAUUGGAGCGAGAUGCCGGGAGAAUGGAUACCUGUGCAGGUGGACCUGAAGGCACCGUACUCUGUACAGGUGGUCUUUGAAGUGGCCUUUAACAGUCCGAGAGGCGGACGUGUUGCAGUUGAUGACAUUUCCUUUUCUCCAGAGUUUUGCAGCACAGACUCUGAGCCGACCUUCGACCCCUCCAUCUGCAACUGCAACUUUGAGGCAGGUCUCUGCCGCUACACCCAGGUGCAGGGGACGGAGUCGUCGUGGAGGAGAGUAUCCGUGAAGCCCAACAUAUUUCGGAAUGGAGACCACACCACAGGUGGAGGAUCUUUCCUGUUGGCUCACUCCCGAGUCAGCCCACGCUCCGGAUACGUUAGCCGCCUGAUGGGUCCAACUCUGCCAGGGAACACGAAGUACUGCCUGAGAUUCUUCUACUCACUGAGAGGUUUCAACCAGACGGACCGGGCUCUCGCAGUGUAUCUGCAGCAGAUCAGCAGCCAGGAGAGGAUCUGGACUCAAGCGGUGAAGUCAAGAGGAAUCUGGAUUGCGACGGAAGUCACCUUCCAGACGACACAGCCUGCAAAGGUGGCUUUCGUCAGCACCUGCAGGAGCUUCUGGGACUGCGGCUCUGUGGCUUUGGACGACAUCAGCGUGAGCCUCGGAGACUGUGAGCUGACAGCAGGUUCGUUGGCGUUGUCUCUCCCGGGACACUGUGACUUUGAGGCUGGCCUGUGUGGCUACACUCAGGACAAGCAGAGCGAUGAGGCCGACUGGGAAUGGAGGAGAGGACCCACCCCGACCUCGUACACGGGUCCAAGAGGAGACCACACCAUGGGACUCGGAUACUACAUGUACUUGGAGGCGUCACCCUUAGUGCCUGGCCAGAGUGCACGGCUGCUGUCCCGCCCUCUGAGAGGCUCCAGACAGCCUCAGUGUCUGAGCUUCUACUAUCACAUGUACGGCUCAGGCACGGGCCAGCUCAGCGUUCACCUCGACAAGGAUGGAGACGACGUGUUGCUGUGGCAACGGAGCGGCGAACAGAGCAUUGCCUGGCUGAGGGCCACAGUGGACUUCCAGUGUGACAGCCAGCAUCAGAUUGUGUUUGAAGCGAUCAGGGGCUCAUCAGUGAGGAGCGACAUCGCCAUCGAUGACAUUUUACUAGAAAGCGGACCUUGCCCAGAAAUGGAACUCAGGGCCACUGUGGGAUCCUCCAACGAGAUCGAGUAGAAGGCAAGAGGAGAGCAGCUGUGUAGGAUGCAUGAACACCGUUUUUUGCUUUCUUUAAAAAAAAAAAAAGAAAAAGAAAAAAAAAGUGCACACUGCAGACUCCUGACUCCGACAUGUGAUUCUGAGCAUGAAGGGAUGUGGGUAAAAUACAACUUUUCUUGUAGUUGUGUUUUCAUGGAGCGAAACAUAUCAGUCGUGUCAUAGUCAGCAUUUCUCUCUGCACUGUAGCAACAGAGAGCGUGUUAAACUGUGUUUUUCUUCACAAUAAUAUGCAUUAGAUUAAUGCUCAUUGCUCUAAUAAAGUGAGAAGGUUCUUCCACAUGA
Messenger RNA from Acanthopagrus latus (yellowfin seabream), 2639 nucleotides. RefSeq names its product MAM domain-containing protein 2-like. The transcript has 15 exons. Gene Ontology annotation, cellular component: membrane. The record is from RefSeq and is a predicted model, not a curated record. NCBI's taxonomy places the organism in Eukaryota, Metazoa, Chordata, Actinopteri, Spariformes, Sparidae. Bases 171 to 2315 code for a protein of 714 amino acids.